AUGUUCCGCGCUUUGCCCCGUCAGACAGCCAGAGCACGAUCCAUCUCCAGCCAACUUCUACCGCGAGCAACAAUGGCCACCAUGAGAGCAAUUGACAUCAAGGCCGGCAAAGGCCCUCUUGAAAGCCUUUACAUGAACGAUCAAACGCCUCGCCCGAAGCCCACCGCCGCACAAGCACUAGUCAAGGUGAAGGCCUUUGGCCUGAACCGCAUGGACCUCCUCCAACGAGAGGGCAAAUACCCAGUCCCACCCCAAGCACCCAAGACCCUCGGCGUCGAGUUCUCCGGCACAAUCGAAGAGCUAGCAUCCGACUCCGAGCAGUCCUUCAAGAAAGGCGACGCCGUCUUUGGCCUCGCCUACGGAGGGGCCUACGCCGAGUACAUCGCUGUCUCAACACACAUGCUCAUCCACAAGCCUGACGAACUAUCCUGGCAAGAGGCCGCAGGCAUUCCAGAGACAUGGAUCACAGCCACGCAGGCCAUGUACCUCAUCGGCGAGUUCGCGGAGGGAAAGAGUAUCCUCUGGCACGCUGGUGCGAGCUCGGUGUCGAUUUCGGGACAACAGUUGAGUCGCGUGAACAAGGCCAGCAAGAUCUUCGCAACGGCGAGGAGCGAUGAUAAAGUUCAGUUUUGCGUGAAAGAGCUGGGAGCCACGGCCGCUUAUAACACGACGACAACGAAGUGGGAUGAGGAAGUCCUGAAAGCGACGGAUGGGAAAGGCGUUGAUAUCAUUGUUGAUUUCAUUGGACCGGAUACCUUUGCAGGCAACCUCAAUGCCGCGGCCAAAGAUGGGCGGAUCGUCAAUCUGGCGACGCUGGGUGGGAUGAAGUUGAAAGACAUGGAUGCCAACUUUGGAGACUUCGUUGCGAAGAGGCUGAGGUAUGAGGGUAGCAGUUUGAGGAGUCGGGAUGAGGCGUAUCAGGGCAGGCUGAGGGAUCAGCUGGUGGAGCAUGCGCUGCCGAUGUUCAAGGAUGGGAGGUUGAAGUGUUAUGUUGAGAAGGUUUAUCCAUGGGAGCAGAUUCAGGAUGCGCAUAGGCAGAUGGAGAGUAAUCAGACGAAGGGAAAGUUGAUUUGUACAAUCUCAUAG
Fulvia fulva is the source of this 1086-nucleotide messenger RNA. Its product is annotated as Quinone oxidoreductase PIG3. Gene Ontology annotation, molecular function: oxidoreductase activity. The transcript is spliced from 2 exons. The record is from RefSeq and is a predicted model, not a curated record. The coding region runs from base 1 to 1086 and encodes 361 amino acids. NCBI's taxonomy places the organism in Eukaryota, Fungi, Ascomycota, Dothideomycetes, Mycosphaerellales, Mycosphaerellaceae.